AUGGGUUCCUUAACACCCUUAAAACUUCCUGUGAUUGAUUUCACUAAGGAAGACAUGAAACCCGGCACAUAUUCCUGGGUUUCAGCUCGUCGAGAAUCUGUGUCGGCCCUUGAAGAGUAUGGCUGCUUUGUAGCAUUGUACGAUAAAGUAUCAUCAGAAGUUCAUGAGAGGGUUUUCAAAGGUUUGGUGGAGUUGUUUGAUCUUCCUACGAAUGUUAAAGUUCAGAAUAAGUCCACAAAACCCUUGUAUGGCUACGUGGGACAAAUCCCAAUCGUCCCUCUUUAUGAGAGCAUGGNUGAGAGCAUGGGCAUUGAUCAUGCGAACACUCUUCAAGGAAUUCAGAGCUUCACAAAACUCAUGUGGCCUCAUGGGAAUCAUGAUUUCAGUGAGGCAAUGCUGGUGUACUCAAAAGUAGCAGCAGAGCUGGAAGAAAUGGUGGUGAGGAUGGUGUUUGAGAGCUAUGGCGUAGAGAAGUAUUAUGAAUCCCACGUUAAGUCUGCGUGUUAUUUGGCAAGGGUUAUGAAGUACAGAGAAGCCCAAGAGAAUGAACCUAAAUUAGGGUUUGUUUCCCACACAGACAAGAGUUUCAUGUCCACAAUUUAUCAGAAUUGUCAUAUCAAUGGCUUGGAGAUCAAGACUAAAAAUGGUGAUUGGUUUGGUGUUCAGCUCUCUCCUUCUUCCAUUGUAGUCAUGGCUGGUGAUGCAAUUAUGGCUUGGAGCAACAACAGAAUAAAAUCUCCCCAUCACAGAGUGAUGAUGGAAGGGAAAGGUCCAAGAUACUCUAUUGCUCAGUUCUCCUUCAUGGAAAAAACCAUGAUUCAAACUCCCACUGAACUGGUUGAUGAUGAUCAUCCCUUGCAGUUUAAGCCGUUUGAUCACCUCCAUUAUCUCGACUUUUUUAGCAAAGAGGAGAAUCGUCGACUCCCCUGUGCUCUCAAGACUUAUUGCGGUGUUUAACCUGCUACACUAUAGGUAUUCUCGACAAUAAAGAUCUUGUAUGAUCUAUAAAUAUGUCCAUUAUUUCACUUGUGGUUGUGGAACCAAAAUUGAGCAUAUUUAAAAAUGUGUAUCCUAUCUUUUGUAGAACGUUAGAUAUUAUCUUAUAUGUGUAUAUGUAAUGUUCCUUCUUAAUUGAAUUGUAU
Messenger RNA from Ipomoea triloba (trilobed morning glory), 1142 nucleotides. RefSeq names its product probable 2-oxoglutarate-dependent dioxygenase AOP1. The record is from RefSeq and is a predicted model, not a curated record. NCBI's taxonomy places the organism in Eukaryota, Viridiplantae, Streptophyta, Magnoliopsida, Solanales, Convolvulaceae. Bases 1 to 957 code for a protein of 318 amino acids. Gene Ontology annotation, molecular function: dioxygenase activity. The transcript is spliced from 3 exons.